GGUGUUAUACUUCUCUUCUCUCUGUAUUAGAGAGCAAGCAAGCGAGCAAGCUUCAUAACCCCACCAUCUUCUCUCCUCUUUAUCUCCACCUUUCUCUCUGUAAUCAUUUAUAUAUAAUUUAUGUACACAUGAUGUGCCUGUUUUUGCCUUCUUCAUUCCGAUCUUUGCUGCUAAACUAAACCCUACUCUUAAUUCAACAACUAUUUUGCUUCAAUUUUGGUCUUACUUGAUGUUUCUAGACUGAAUUUUGGAUAAUUCAAGUCGUUUGAUGAUGGCAGCCGAGGGUGCAUUAUCCUUCUCGGUGGCAUCUGUCAUGGAAGAUGUUCUUCACCAGCAUGAUAAUCGACCUCGAGAUCUAGAUUUGGAUUCUCGUAGAGCUGAGGAAGCUGCAACAAGAAGGUAUGAAGCCACUGCUUGGCUGAGAAAAAUGAUUGGAGUUGUUGGGGCAAGAGAUUUGCCUGCUCAGCCUUCUGAGGAAGAAUUUAGGCUUGCUUUGAGAAGUGGACUCAUUCUCUGCUAUGUGAUUAAUAAGGUUGAUCAAGGGGCUGUGCCUAAGGUGGUUGAGAGUCCAUGUGAUUCAGCUGCUGUGCCUGAUGGAGCAGCUUUAUCUAUAUAUCAGUGUUUCGAAAACGUGAGAAAUUUUCUUGUGGCUGUGGAACAAAUGGGACUCCCUACAUUUGAGGCAUCUGACUUGGAGCAAGGAGGCAAAUCAUCUAGAAUAGUCAAUUGUAUUUUAGCACUCAAAUCCUAUAAUGAGUGGAAACAAACAGGUGGUAAUGGGGCUUGGAAAUUCGGUGGAAAUUUGAAACCCAUCACUUUUGGCAAGAAUUUCAUACGCAAAAACUCGGAACCAUUCAAAAAUUCCUUGUCAAGGAAUAUGUCAAUGAAUGAAACCUCCAUGAGUACUCAGUUAGUUGAAACUGAGAAUAGCAAAAUGCCUAAUUCAUCCUUAAAUAUGCUUGUCCGUGCAGUUCUAUCAGAUAAGAAACCUGACGAGGUUCCCAUGCUUAUAGAAUCAGUGCUAAGUAAGGUCAUGGAAGAGUUUGAGCAUCGCAUUGCCAGCCAAUUCGAAUUGAAAAAUGCAGCUGCUAAAGAUACCCCUACUGAAAACAGGACUCUUUUGAAGCACACUUCUAAUGAUACACAGCUGGAAGACAAAAAAGUCGCCAUUGUAGAGAAAGAGCAGAACUUUUGCAAGAACUCCAUCUCUGAUGAAGAAAGGAAAAGAAGACGGCUGAAAUAUCAAAUGGCUUUUGAUGGACAGGAAAGGAAUAUCAAGGAGCUGAAACAAAUACUCUCAACCACGAAAGCUGGGAUGCAGUUCAUGCAAAUGAAAUUCCAUGAGGAGAUUCAGAAUUUCGGUCUGCACAUUCAUGGUCUAGCUAGUGCUGCUUCCGGAUAUCACAGAGUUCUUGAGGAAAACCGAAAGCUAUACAAUCAGGUUCAGGAUCUUAAAGGAAAUAUUAGAGUUUAUUGUCGGGUAAGACCCUCCUUAGGAGGACGAUUGGACUCUCAGAGUGUUGUGGAUAACAUUGAAGAAGGAAUGAUUACCAUUAAUACCCCAGCAAAGUAUGGAAAAGGAUGUCGAUCAUUUAACUUCAACAAAGUAUUUGGGCCCUCAGCAACCCAAGCGGAGGUCUUUGCAGAUACUCGGCCCCUCGUUCGAUCUGUUCUGGAUGGUUACAAUGUCUGUAUCUUUGCAUAUGGUCAAACUGGAUCCGGAAAAACACAUACAAUGACUGGACCAAAAGAUCUUACAGAGAACAGCCAAGGAGUUAAUUAUAGGGCUUUGAGCGAUUUGUUUUUUCUCGCGGAACAGAGGAAGGAUACCCUUCAAUAUGAUGUCUCUGUUCAAAUGAUUGAGAUUUAUAACGAGCAAGUUCGGGAUCUGCUUGUUACCGAGGGUUUAAACAAAAGAUUAGAAAUCCGUAAUAAUUCACAGAAUGGAUUCAAUGUCCCGGAUGCUAGCCUGGUCCAUGUGGCAUCAAUGUAUGAUGUUAUUGAUCUGAUGAACCUAGGGCAUAGAAACCGUGCUGUUGGUGCAACUGCUCUCAAUGACCGUAGUAGUCGCUCUCACAGUUGCUUGACUGUACAUGUCCAAGGGAGAGACUUAACAUCUGGAGCUGUUCUCCAUGGUUGUAUGCAUUUAGUUGACCUUGCAGGAAGCGAAAGGGUCGACAAAUCUGAAGUGGCGGGAGACAGAUUAAAAGAGGCACAACAUAUCAAUAAAUCUCUUUCCGCAUUAGGCGAUGUGAUUUCUUCCCUUGCCCAAAAGAAUUCACACGUGCCUUACAGAAACAGCAAACUAACACAAUUACUUCAAGAUUCACUUGGAGGGCAGGCAAAGACACUGAUGUUUGUUCAUAUAAGCCCAGAACUGAAUGCUGUUGGAGAAACACUUAGCACACUUAAGUUUGCUGAGCGGGUCGCCACUGUUGAACUUGGUGCUGCCCAAGUACAUAAAGAUAGUUCAGAUGUGAAAGAUCUCAAAGAACAGAUUGCCAAUCUUAAGGCGGCUCUUGCAAAGAAAGAAGGAGAUCAGGAACACAAAGUAUCUGGAAGUCCAGCUGGCAAGCUAUCAUCCCUGUCCCAUUUUUAAUCUUUUUAGGUGGCCAAAAAUUCUAAGUUGAGACAGAAGACACAAAGUUUUGAUUUGGAUGAGCUAUUAGCAAAUUCACCUCCGUGGCCUCCAAUAAGCAGUCCUGGGGAGACGUAUCUCGAGGAUGAUAGAGACAUAGGAUCCGGUGACUGGAUCGAUAAGGUGAUGGUAAACAAACAAGAUGCAGCAGCACGAUGCUGGGAAGCAGAAAAUGCUGCUGGAAUGUCCGACGCAUUUUACCAAAAAUUAUACUCGGAACAAUCUUAUAACAACUUAUUCCAAGGAGGAAAUGGUUUCGACGUUGCCACUACUGAUGGUGCCGAUGAACUUGACGCUGCCACCAGCGACUCAUCCGAGCCUGAUCUACUUUGGCAGUUCAAUAGUUCCAAACAUCCAACCCUCACCAAUGGGACCAUGUCAAGAUUCAAUAAUAACUCAAAUGCAAAGCCAACAAAAAACCCAGAUAUGAGCAGCAGGUCAAUGAUCCCGAGAAUUGGAGGUUCGGCUUCACGGAAAGCAACCACUGUUGGUAGCCAGCCAAACCGAGGCGGGAGGCCGGUAACCGGUGUUGACAUGAAAAAGAAAAGUGGUAACAGAAAGUAGUAGUUAAAGUUGGUUGAUUUUUGUUUAAUUUUUAAUUUUUUUCCACAUAGAGAGUGAGAUUGAUGAGAGAGAGGGGUUACAAUUACAUAUGUUCUUUUUUUUUUGAACUGUGAAAUAGUUGUUGUAAAUGUGGCAACAAUACCAGUUGCUUGUAUUUGUUUGCUAUUGACCAAUUGUUUUCUUAAAAGUUACUAUGCUGUAU
This is a messenger RNA of Cynara cardunculus var. scolymus (artichoke), 3404 nucleotides long. RefSeq names its product kinesin-like protein KIN-14I. The record is from RefSeq and is a predicted model, not a curated record. Lineage: Eukaryota; Viridiplantae; Streptophyta; Magnoliopsida; Asterales; Asteraceae. The transcript has 19 exons. Gene Ontology annotation, molecular function: ATP binding; microtubule motor activity; microtubule binding. Gene Ontology annotation, biological process: microtubule-based movement.